Molecule: messenger RNA, 1683 nt
Organism: Schizophyllum commune H4-8
Lineage: Eukaryota; Fungi; Basidiomycota; Agaricomycetes; Agaricales; Schizophyllaceae
Exons: 8
Coding region: 86-1393 (435 amino acids)
Biological process (GO): lipid metabolic process
Molecular function (GO): oxidoreductase activity
Source: RefSeq, a predicted model, not a curated record
GCUUCUCGCGGCCACCCUCUCCUUUCUCUCCCUUUUCUUUUUAGACGGAUCUCGUUGGGUCCCUCGGGUUGCUGGAGAGCCCGCCAUGUCGUCGGAGAAGUUCUUAACCGUGGACCAGUCCACCUACUGUGUGCCCGACAUCUCCGUCAAGGAGCUGUUGGGGUGCAUUCCGGCCCAUUGCCACCAGCGGUCGGCGCUCAGGUCGUCGUUGUACAUCGUGCAAGACGUGGCCAUCAUCGCGCUUGUCUACAAGGCUGCGACCUACGCCGAUGGGCUCCUCAACACGGUCACUCUGCCCCACCCUCUCCUGUACCCCGCUGCCCGUCUCGCUAUCUGGGCGCUGUACGGCUUCUGGGUCGGCCUGUUCGCUACCGGCCUCUGGGUCGUCGCGCACGAGUGCGGUCACCAGGCGUUCUCCACCUCCAAGACGAUCAACAACACCGUAGGCUGGUUCCUCCACUCAGGGCUCGGCGUCCCGUAUCAAGCCUGGCGCAUCACGCACGCGAACCACCACGCCCACACCGGCCACAUGACCCAGGACCAGGUCUUCGUCCCCAGCACCCGCUCUGAGCGCAACCUCCCGCCUCUCAACGCGGAGAAGGAGGACUUGCUCGGGUCGCGCGUGUCUGAGGAGAUCGCACGCGAGUUCUGGGAGGCGCUCGGCGACUCACCCAUCUCCGCUAUGUGGGGAUCGAUGAGCUACCUGCUUGGUGGCUGGCCUUCGUACAUCAUCAGGAACGCCUCGGGCCAGAAGAGGUACCCUAAGGGCACCAGCCACUUCAACCCCAACUCUCCCAUGUUCAGGAAGGACCACUACAACCAGAUCAUGAUCUCCAACGCUGGUGUCCUCAUCUGGGCGACCGUCAUCGGCACCUGGAUCUACCAGCGCGGCUUCGCUGAGGUCUUCCGCCUCUACCUCGUCCCGUACCUCUGGGUCAACCACUGGCUCGUCCUCAUCACCUUCCUCCAGCACACCGACCCGCUUCUGCCCCACUACCGGGCGCCUGAGUUUACCUUCCCCCGCGGUGCCCUCUCGACCAUGGACCGUAACCUGCUUGGCGACUGCGGUGCGCUCAUGGGCUGGAUCGGCGCCUUCGCGACGCACGGCAUCUCCGAGACGCACGUUGCCCACCACGUCGCGAGCAAGAUCCCGCACUACCACGCCUGGGAGGCCAGCGCGGCGAUCAAGAAGAAGGUCGCGCAGUACGGUCUUACGCUCGAGGGUGCGCCGGGCGGCUGGCGCGAGGUCUACCGCGUGUACAAGGAGUGCAAGUUCGUCGAGGAUGAGGGCGAUGUUGUGUUCUACAAGAACGCCCAGGGUCUCGCCCGGUGCCGGCCCGUCUUCCACGACAGCACUGUCAGCGACUCUGGUGUCGAGAUGGAGUCCAAGUAGACGAGUCGACUGUGAACGCGUUUGAAGCCCCGACCUAGACUUCGACGUUACGAUGAACGAUGAGUAGACUUUUGCCUUGUUUGCAGAUUGGGUGGGUUGCGCGUUGCAGAUUACGAGGGUCUCCUUUGGCAGGGGGGUUGUGCUUUCUUGCUGAAGGGGAUCACGUUUCGUUAUAAAGUCACUAAUUGUAUGAGUAUGCGUAGAGGGCGUCGUAGAGUGGAUGCUCCUGGCGUGCACGUACAUGUAGAAAAAAGCCUAGCGCUCAAUUGAUGCAUUGUUCUCCACUGAAA